CACUUCCUGAUGGAGCUGCUGAGCUUCGGCGAAGAAUAACACCGAGAGAAGCAGCUUGACGAGUUGGAAAAAGUUGUUUGGCUGUCCAGUGGACAGGGAGAAGCGUUUCCUAAACAUGGACGGUAUUCUUCGGCUUCCAGAACAGGAGUGGUAGAGAACAUCCCCAUGUCACUGCUGACACAUCUAUAACGAAGGGUUGGAUUGUUCAAGUCCCCAUAGCUAACAGCAGCUACCAGGCUAGGAGGCUAACGUAAGAUGGCUAUCUUUCACAUGUAGGCCUUGGUAGAAUAACCUGGGACUGUAGUUUGUCGAAGGCAAAGUCGUGGUUCAUUCCGCUCUACAUUGAUAAUGUAAGAUUUGCAUCGUCGAAUUAACGACUAGAAAGCCAAAGUUUUGCUUUAUGAGUAUGUAGUUUGCUAGCUUAUUUUAGCUAGUAAUGUCUCAAACGUUGCCACCCUCUGAUAUGCUGGAAACACCACCUGGAUAUCCGUUUGAAGAAAUAAACUAUGAGGAUAUUGAAGUUGAAGAGGUGGUGGGAAGAGGAGCUUUUGGGGUUGUCUGCAAAGCCAAGUGGAAAGGCAAAGAUGUUGCAAUCAAGACCAUUGAGAGUGAAUCAGAGAGGAAAGCGUUUACUGUUGAGCUCAGACAGCUUUCACGUGUGAACCACCACAACAUUGUGAAGUUGUAUGGUUCUUGUAAAAACCCGGUCUGCCUCGUGAUGGAAUAUGCUGAAGGUGGAUCAUUGUACAAUGUGCUGCAUGGUGCUGAACCCCUCCCUUAUUACACAGCUUCCCAUGCCAUGAGCUGGUGUUUUCAGUGUGCCCAGGGUGUGGCCUAUCUCCAUGGCAUGAAACCAAAGGCUCUCAUUCACAGGGACCUCAAACCACCCAAUCUGCUUCUAGUGGCUGGUGGCACAGUGCUAAAGAUAUGUGACUUUGGAACAGCUUGUGACAUUCAGACCCACAUGACCAACAACAAAGGAAGUGCAGCAUGGAUGGCCCCAGAGGUAUUUGAAGGCAGCAAUUAUAGCGAGAAGUGUGAUGUUUUCAGCUGGGGUAUCAUUCUCUGGGAAGUGAUCACUCGCAGGAAGCCCUUUGAUGAAAUUGGUGGACCAGCUUUUCGGAUUAUGUGGGCUGUUCACAACGGUACAAGACCGCCACUGAUUAAGAAUUUGCCCAAACCCAUUGAGAGCCUGAUGACUCGCUGCUGGUCUAAAGACCCCUCUCAACGGCCUUCCAUGGAAGAGAUAGUCAAGAUUAUGACUCAUCUAAUGAAGUACUUCCCAGGAUCAGAUGAAUCUCUGCAGUAUCCAUACCAGUAUUCAGAUGAGGCACAGAGCAACUCUGCAAACAGUACAGUUUCAUAUAUGGACUAUACUGGCACCAGCACAAGCAACAGAAGUGACCCAAUGGAGCACAAUGAUUCUCAAGGAAGCAAUGACACUAUCAAGAUCACACCUCAGUUUGCACCUCAUUUCAAACCAAAGGGAGACUCGUUGAGGACUCUGUCUUUGUCCAGAGGGGGCAGUGUUGAGAGCCUACCAGCAAGAACCCAGUGCAUUGCAUCCUCCGACGGCAAACGAAUGAGUGCUGACCUGUCUGAGUUGGAGCCCACAAUGCAGUUUGCUCCCGCAGCACGCACCCAGUAUAAGCGAGGCCAUCGCAAAACUGCAUCAUUCGGGACCAUUCUGGAUGUCCCCAAGAUCGUCGUCACAGCCACCUGCGAGGCUCAGAGACGUCGGUCUGUCCAGGAUCUGUCAGCUAUUGGUACAGAGUCCAGUCAGGGGAGCAGGAACAGCAGCCGGUCCUCCAGUCCAAGUGUGAGACCACCUGACAAGAGAAACAGCAGAAGCUACUUCCCCCAUGACGAUCCUACAGACACUAAUGGCUCAGACAACUCAAUUCCCAUGGCUUAUCUGACCCUGGAUUACCAACUGCAGCCACUGGCUCCCUGUCCAAACUCCAAAGAAUCCAUGGCCGUGUUUGAGCAGCACUGCAAGAUGGCCCAAGAAUACCUGAAAGUCCAAACAGAGAUUGCCCUGCUGAUUCAGCGGAAGAAGGAGCUCAUCGCUGAACUGGACCAAGACGAGAAAGACCAGCAGAAUACGUCACGUCUGGUACAGGAGCACAAAAAACUGCUGGAGGAGAACAAGAGUCUGUCUACAUACUACCAGAAGUGCAAAAAACAGCUGGAACUGAUCCGGAUGCAGCAGCAAAAGAGACAGGGCACAUCAUAAGGACAUGCUGUCAUACAGAGUGCUACCACACCUUCGUCCUCUAGCUGUCCACCCAUCAUCCUCUCUGCUUCACUGCAAAACACCGGCCACUGCUCCUCAACACACACACACACUCAAACAUUUCCCCAUCCAGCAUGCCCUGCAUGUUGCACUAUAGACCCAGUGAGAAGAUGUCUGUCCUCUGUACAUACAUUUGCACACCCCUACAGCAUCUUCUGUGACUAUCGACCAUAUGGUCCCAUCCCCCCAUCCUGUUGAGCCCAGAAUCAGCUGCUGUGUCUCAGAGCAGUCUAAUGGCGGUGACCUCCACUGAGCACAACAGCAGGCCGAAGAGCGUGGCUUGUGUGGGUUUUUUUUGUGUUUGCACUCAGGACCUCCAGGCUGCCUCGUGAGUGUGUGUUUGGAGGCCAACUACAUCAUAAUUCUCCGAAUGUGAAACCAAGACGAAGCCAAUUUACCUAAAUGGAUGAUCCUUCUGCAGAAUUACCGAAAGCUAUGAGGAUGUUUGAAAUGUGCCCGCUGUCCUUGUUACGUAAAACACACCUUCUCUCCUUGAAAUGAACAGAUUUGUCUUUAACAUGUCCCUAUUCUCAUUCUGAGCCCUCUCCAAGUUCCUGGUCACAUGUCACAGCAGCAGUAGGAGGUUCUUCCAGCGUGUUGUAAUCAUCUGCUCUCACCCUCUUCCAGCUCCUAGAGCCAACACAAAGCUGUGGAUUCCCUUAUUGUUUGACCUCAGUAUUGUUUUGUGUGUAAUGUUCUUGUUCUUUCUAUUCAGCAGUUCAUUUGGCAUAUUUGGUCCUGUGGGAUUUUCCCAUUAGAACAGAUUUAACUGGUCUGGAAAUACCCUUGCUGUCACAUUGGAGGAGGCUGCAUCUGAGCGUGCAAAAGGAAUUUGGUUGUAUUUCACAUGUUGCCUUAGAGGUUGCCUGCAUUUAAGUGCUUGUUUUAUGGGACAUAUAUUACAGAUUAAAAAGCAAAGCAGAUGUUCAUGUAAAGAAUGUGGUUUAACUGUUUUCUGGUGAGAAAGCAGUGGAAUGUGUCUGUAACUGAUCAUGUUUCCUUCCAGCUUUACAUGAACACUUUAUGUAGUUUCUCUGCCUUUCACACCCCUCAGAUAUGUUUGCACAGUCACUGUUUUUAGUCUGGUUACAUAGAUGUUUUAUUUCUUUUUUAGGUUCUGUUUUUAAAAGUGACAGACUUAAGAAGUCUUACUUUUAAAAUUCCCAGUCCCCUUCAUGAGUUGGAUUGAUCAGACACGAGGCGUUUCCUACUUCAUGUGAAAGGGAGAUCUGGAAGGCAUUCUAAAAUAAACAGAAUGGUGAAAAGAUGUAUUACUGACUGUCAAAUGAUUGUUUAUUGGUUUCUGUUUAACAAGCUAAUCGUUUGUUUUCAGUGAAGUAUAGACAAAGCUCUGUUUAUCACAGGUAGAAUGAGACGUGUCUAGAAAGUUGGACAUUUGUGAAAAAUAGUAACUAGGAGAAAAAGUUCCAGAACCGUCCAAAUGUUUUCACAUUGUGUCAUGUUACAAACCAAACUACACUGUGAUGUGAAAGGGUCAGCCAACACAAGGUAGUGCAUAACUGUAACCUGAAAGAAAAAUGAUCCAUGAUUCUAAAAGAUUUCUACAAAUAAAAAAAGUGGGGAAUAAAUUAAUGUCCACCCCCUGAAUCAA
Girardinichthys multiradiatus is the source of this 3908-nucleotide messenger RNA. It is a transcript of the gene map3k7, whose product is annotated as mitogen-activated protein kinase kinase kinase 7. The record is from RefSeq and is a predicted model, not a curated record. Gene Ontology annotation, molecular function: ATP binding; magnesium ion binding; MAP kinase kinase kinase activity. NCBI's taxonomy places the organism in Eukaryota, Metazoa, Chordata, Actinopteri, Cyprinodontiformes, Goodeidae. Gene Ontology annotation, biological process: positive regulation of canonical NF-kappaB signal transduction; protein phosphorylation; JNK cascade. The transcript has 18 exons. Bases 437 to 2236 code for a protein of 599 amino acids.